Drosophila willistoni is the source of this 1666-nucleotide messenger RNA. It is a transcript of the gene Ugt301D1, whose product is annotated as UDP-glucosyltransferase 2. Bases 27 to 1604 code for a protein of 525 amino acids. NCBI's taxonomy places the organism in Eukaryota, Metazoa, Arthropoda, Insecta, Diptera, Drosophilidae. The record is from RefSeq and is a predicted model, not a curated record. Gene Ontology annotation, molecular function: UDP-glycosyltransferase activity. The transcript has 5 exons.
GAAAAUUAAAGUAAAUUUUAUAAAAGAUGCAGCUGCACUGGAUAUGCAUAUUUGUGCUCUUCCUGCCCGGAUUGGGUGCGGGUUAUCGUAUACUCUUCAUGGGACCCUUUCCGGCGCCCAGUCAUUGGAUGUGGCUGGAGCACUUUCAGCGUGAUCUACUCAAACGUGGCCAUCAGGUGACCAGCGUGAACAAUCAUCCUACAAAAAAGCCACACGAGAAUCUAACAGAGAUCAUACUAAGCCCCUCAUUUGAUAUACCCAAACAUUUUCCCAAAAAGAACAUUUUUAGCAUGAGAUUUGCCAGCGACUUUCAGAAUCUUCAAAUGUGGUGGCAAAUAGGAUUAAUGACGACGGAGCACGCACUUCAGGAUCCAAAACUAAAGCAAUUGAUUGCAUCUAAAGAUGAGCAUUUUGAUCUGGUGAUUUUGGAACAAUUCUUCCAUGAAGCUUUUUUAAUGUUUGGCAAAAAAUUCAAUUGUCCAGUCGUUACCAUAGGCACAAUGGGAUAUGCCGAUAAUAUGGACCAUGCCAUGGGCAUUUUGACUCCUUGGUCUGUUAUUCCACAUCUCCUGCUAUCCCAUACGGAUCAGAUGACAUUCAGCCAGCGUGCUUAUAAUACAUAUCUCUCAAUGUACGACGCCGUAAUGCGUCGUUGGUAUUAUCUACCCAAAAUGCAGGAGUUGGCAGAAAAGCAUUUCAAUAAUUACAUAGAAGGACCGCUGCCUCAUGUCCACCAACUGGAGAGAAAUAUCUCUUUGAUGCUAAUCAAUAGUCAUCGUAGUGUGGACCUGCCCCGACCCAGCAUGCCGGGUCUAAUCAACGUGGGUGGUGCUCACAUACAACCAGCUAAGAAACUGCCAGAGGAGUUGCAAUCCUUCCUCGACAAGGCCACUCAUGGCGUAGUCUACUUCAGCCUGGGUUCCUAUAUGAAGAGCACGGAUAUGCCGCCGGAGAAGACAGCCCUCAUAUUGAAGGCCUUUGGCCAACUGAAGCAGCAAGUUUUGUGGAAAUACGAAAAUGAAUCAAUUGGCCAGUUACCCUCGAAUGUGAUGAUUAAGCAAUGGAUGCCCCAGAAUGAUAUUCUAGCCCAUCCGAAUAUUAAGCUAUUCAUCACCCAUGGAGGCAUCUUCGGCACCCAGGAGGGCAUCUAUUGGGGUGUGCCAAUGCUGUGCAUCCCCCUCUAUGGAGAUCAGCAUAGGAAUUCGAUCAAGUCGGUUCGUGAGGGUUAUGCUCGAUCCCUGAUCUUUUCCAAACUCACCACAGAUGAUUUAGUUCGCAACAUAGAGGCCAUGAUAUACGAGCCUCAAUACAAGCGGAGUGCCUUGGAGGUGUCGCAACGUUUCCGCGAUAAUCCCAUACAUCCGAUGGAUGAGGCUAGCUACUGGAUUGAAUACAUCAUAAGACAUGGCGGUGCGAAACAUUUGAAAUCGCAUGGGGCCUUCUUGCCAUUGUAUCAGUAUUUGCUGUUGGAUGUAUUGUUCUGCGUCCUUUUGGCCGCAUGGCUAUCCAUUUGGCUGCCUUGGCGUAUGUUGAGGCGUGUCUAUAGAUGGUGGGCAGCGGGGAAUGAAGCUGCAAAGGUGGAUAAGGAAAAGAAACUUUUAUAAGAAUUGUGAUAGAUUGUUGAUCUAAUUUUUAAGUGCCAAUAAAUAAUGUUAUAUUUGUAAAA